Talpa occidentalis (Iberian mole) is the source of this 793-nucleotide messenger RNA. It is a transcript of the gene DSTN, whose product is annotated as destrin, actin depolymerizing factor. The record is from RefSeq and is a predicted model, not a curated record. The coding region runs from base 112 to 609 and encodes 165 amino acids. Gene Ontology annotation, cellular component: cytoplasm; actin cytoskeleton; actin cortical patch. Lineage: Eukaryota; Metazoa; Chordata; Mammalia; Eulipotyphla; Talpidae. Gene Ontology annotation, biological process: actin filament severing; cell motility; actin filament fragmentation. Gene Ontology annotation, molecular function: actin filament binding. The transcript has 4 exons.
CUCGCGCCUUGCGUCGCCUCCUCGCCAGGUCGCUCGCUGCAGUGAGGACGCUCCGCAGACUCGGCGCCGACCGGCUCCCGCUCCCGCGUCCCUGCGACCGCCGCGGCGAAGAUGGCCUCAGGAGUGCAAGUUGCUGAUGAAGUAUGUCGCAUUUUUUAUGACAUGAAAGUUAGGAAAUGCUCCACACCAGAAGAAAUCAAGAAAAGAAAGAAGGCUGUCAUUUUUUGUCUCAGCGCAGACAAAAAGUGCAUCAUUGUAGAAGAAGGCAAAGAGAUCUUGGUUGGAGAUGUUGGUGUAACCAUAACUGAUCCUUUCAAGCAUUUUGUGGGAAUGCUUCCUGAAAAGGAUUGUCGCUAUGCUUUGUAUGAUGCAAGCUUUGAAACCAAGGAAUCCAGAAAAGAGGAACUGAUGUUUUUUUUAUGGGCACCAGAACUAGCACCUCUGAAAAGUAAAAUGAUCUAUGCAAGCUCCAAGGAUGCAAUCAAAAAGAAAUUUCAAGGCAUAAAACAUGAAUGUCAAGCAAAUGGACCAGAAGACCUCAACCGGGCUUGUAUUGCAGAAAAGCUAGGUGGAUCCUUAAUUGUAGCUUUUGAAGGAUGCCCUGUGUAGAUCAUCAUUCAGUGCCACAAAUCAAAAGCUUCCAUGUUCAAUAUUAUCCUUUUGCAAUAUAAGUAAAGCAAGUAUGUUUAGGCCAGGAUCUCAAUAAGGGGGAGCUUGUCAUCUAUUAGAGUAAACUAAAUAUUCUAUACACAUGUGCAGAUGGCCCUAAAUAAAUAUAAAACCCUAAGUUUUA